AAGUUCGCCUGCUUUGAGCGCACCGUCGAGUUGCUGUAUAAGCAUGUGGUGCCCAAACCACGCGCCGAGUGUAACAAAGCGGAACAGUUGACGGUGACGUUCACCGCCGGUUAUAUCGCCGGUGUCUUCUGCGCGAUUGUCUCACAUCCGGCCGACACAGUGGUCUCGAAGCUCAACCAAGACAAGGGCAGUACCGCCGGAGGGGUGCUCAAGAAGUUAGGAUUUGGCGGUAUGUGGAAAGGACUGACGCCCCGUAUCAUAAUGAUUGGUACGCUAACUGGUCUCCAAUGGUUCAUCUAUGACGCUGUGAAGGUUGCGCUGGCAAUGCCGCGGCCGCCGCCGCCCGAAAUGCCCGAAAGUCUUAAGAAAAAGUUGGCCGAAAAGCAGGCGUAAUGAGCGCUACGCAAGAGUUUUAGUGAAUUAUAUAUUGAUUUAAAUUUAUGGAUAAAUUACACAAAUAUUUCCGAUAAACAAAUUCAUGUAGUAAUUGGAGAGCAAAACAAAAUGAGUUUAUUUUUAAUUGUUUUUAGGUUUUAUUAAUUAA
Molecule: messenger RNA, 544 nt
Organism: Medioppia subpectinata
Lineage: Eukaryota; Metazoa; Arthropoda; Arachnida; Sarcoptiformes; Oppiidae
Source: the annotation of a GenBank genome assembly